Messenger RNA from Neltuma alba, 2169 nucleotides. Its product is annotated as protein gamma response 1-like. NCBI's taxonomy places the organism in Eukaryota, Viridiplantae, Streptophyta, Magnoliopsida, Fabales, Fabaceae. The transcript has 3 exons. Bases 1 to 1968 code for a protein of 655 amino acids. Gene Ontology annotation, molecular function: damaged DNA binding. Gene Ontology annotation, biological process: DNA double-strand break processing involved in repair via single-strand annealing; DNA repair. The record is from RefSeq and is a predicted model, not a curated record.
AUGGAUGCGCAGGAACUCUCUCUCAAGUCUCCGAAAUUAGGGUAUCCCUUUGAUGGCGAUGAUGAGAAAGUGAUUUCUGGGCUUAGUACGGUACUAGUUGCUUCGAUACAAGAAGCUAAAGAUAGGAUUUCGCAGAUAGAGUUUUUAUUUUGUAGGAAGCUUUAUCCCAAUUUCCAGUCAAAAUCUAAAGCUCUUCACAAAUUUUACUCGGAGGCCAGAAAAUCUCUGGAAGAGCAGUGGAAGGAGAAGGAAAAUGAAUUGUUAAUCCAGAUUGAGAAAAUGAGGAUUGAAAAUCAACGAGUUCUGGAGGAAAAUCGGCUGUUGAAGGCUGAGGAGGCCAAAGUAAAGGAGCCAUUGGAGAAGGAGUUGCUAGCUAGACAGCUCAGAAUUGAGGAGCUGGAAAGGGAGAUCGGGAAGAAGAGUGAGGAAAUUGAGGAAGGAUUAGUGUUGCACAAGAAUUUGGUGGAUUUGGUUCAGUCAAAAGAGUCUUUGAUUUUGGAAAGGGAGGGGGUACUGAACCAGUAUGUUGAAAAGACCAGAGGGUCGAUAGCCAAAGUGAAAGAGUUGGAGGAAGAAGUAAAGGAUCUCAAGCUUGGCCUAAGAAAGAAGGACGAGAAAAUGGCAGAAGAGAUAAAGUUGCGGGAAACGUUACAUGCUAAGAACUUGGAAUUGACCUCUGAGAUUGAGGGUUCUGAGAAGGAGAGGAAGCAGCUUUUGGCUCAAAUAGUUGAGAUGGGUGAAGAAGCUAUAGGAAUUCGAAAAAACCUCAGUAUUAAGACACAAGAGGUCGAGGAAAAGGAUGAAAUGCAGAAACAAUUGGUUAAACAAAUAGAUGUACAGAGCUCAGAACUGAUGGAGAAUAAGAAAAAGUUGGAUGUGCAUGAGAAGGAGAAACAACUUCUUCUGGAAAAAAUGAGAAGUUUGGAGGAGAAAUUCAAUCUGCCACAUAAAUCGAGUACUGGAAGAGGGGAAUCAUCUGAAGGGGUUGAUUCAUAUCAAAGGGUGCUUAAAGAAGUUGAGUCAAUAUCAUCUGAGCUGCAGGCUGAGAAGAGGAAAAGGUUGCAUGUCACUGAUGCUUAUAAAAGGCUGAAAUCUCAGCACAAUUACCUUCGUGAGAAGGUGGGUCUUACCUCAGAAAAUAUGCUGCCCCGGGACAAACUGGAAAAUGAAAGUGAUCUGGACAAGCAUAAGGAUCCAAUUGUGGCAUCAGAUCUUGCGGUUCCCAGUUCAAACACCUCCACAGAUAAUCAUAAAUUAGCAAAAGUAAAGAGUGAAAAUUUAGAGGAUGACUUAGGAGGUCUUGAAAACAAAACCCCUGAUAUCUUUGUUGCUGGAUGCGAUCUGAACGAAGUAAAGGAAGAAAUAGUCGAGGAUGACAGAGGAAUCAAAACCAUUCCUCGUUCUUCUAGUUUACAUCGUGGCCCAAAAUACCCCACCAACACAAAAUUGACCUCUCCAUCUAGCACAAAGCGGCCUGCAUCUUCUUGGAGACAAACCCGGUCUCGCCAAAGUCGAGUAGGUAAUGACCCACAUGAUGAUUUUCUCGAUACUCCUCUUGAGAACAUCAGAGCAAAUUUAAAUAGAGGUUCAAAUAAGGAAGACCAGCCAGAGCCAGUACAGAGAGACGUUAGCAUGAGCAGCUCAGAUGAUGAAACACAGGAUAUGAAUGCCAAAAGCAGUCCCCCAAGCAAGCAACCUUCAGUUCCGAAUGCGAGCAAGAAGAGUUUUAAGUACAUUGAACCAGUGAGGAAGAAAGCUGAGCGAGAAAAGUUGAAGGGAAUUGAAUGCAAACAAUGCAAGAAAUUCUAUGAUGCUGUUCUUCCAAGUGACGAGAGUAAGGAUCCUGAUAGUAGUAGGCGGAAUUUUCGAUGUGAACAUCUUGAUGGUGUUUCCAGGCAUCGUUAUAGAUAUGCUCCUCCUAUGACUCCAGAAGGAUUUUGGAAUAUUGGGUUUGAAUCCGAAUUAUAAACAAACUGUCCCGCACAUUACUAUCAUUAUAUUGCCAUUUCAAUUUUCCAACUUUAAAAGUUAGCUUCCUUCAACCAGUUUUUGUUGGUGGGAGUUCUUGUGCCUGAGGAAAAAUGUCCUGUCAGAAAUUUUAAACUAAAAAUGCGUAUGUGUUUGCAGCGUUCUGCUCACAUGCUCUUUGUUACUUUAGAUUCAUCAAUA